AUGGAUACCUAUCAUGACUGCAUCAAGAGCCUCUGCAAGAAGGCGCCCGAGAAGCGUCUCACAGCUGCACAAGCCAUGCAGCACGCCUUCGUCCGCAAGUUCUUCUCGCCUGCGGUGCCGGCAGCGCCCGCGAAGAAGGAGCUUCAAGAAGAUGCUGGGAGGCCCUCCGUGGAGGCCCGCCACUUGGCGCGCGAAAACGAGAUCCUCGAAAACGAGAAGAUGGAGUUGGUCUUGGCCAAAUCACGGAAGGAGACAGAGCUCUUCAACCUCACCAACGAGCUUGAGGACCGUGUCGCCGACCUCAAGAAGGAGCAGAAUCUGUUACGGGAGGUGCAGGAGAAGCUGCGGGAGCUUCAAGACAUGGAACAGAAGCAGAGAGAGGAGCUCGGAGAAGCGGACCCAUCAAUCCGCCCGUUGUGA
Messenger RNA from Symbiodinium natans, 420 nucleotides. The record is from the annotation of a GenBank genome assembly. Lineage: Eukaryota; Dinophyceae; Suessiales; Symbiodiniaceae.